Entrophospora sp. SA101 is the source of this 726-nucleotide messenger RNA. The record is from the annotation of a GenBank genome assembly. Lineage: Eukaryota; Fungi; Glomeromycota; Glomeromycetes; Entrophosporales; Entrophosporaceae.
AUGAUAGUCAACACCAACCCAUUAAUUAUCGAAAACCCGAUAAUUCCAGAUGAGAUGUUUGCCAUAAUCAAUAAUGCUGCAAAAAAACAUAUAAUGAAUCAAUACGGCUAUUGGGUAGAAGCUACAGAUUUGGAACAGAAUGAUGAAGCAGAUAAAUAUCAAGAAGCAUGGAGAGUUUUAAGAUCUGCAAAUGGUAUUCUCGUUCCUGGCGGAUUUGGAAAUCGUGGUAUCGAGGGUAAAAUUUCAGCAGCAAAAUGGGCACGUGAAAAUAAGAUUCCUUAUUUAGGAAUAUGCCUUGGUAUGCAAAUUGCUGUAAUUGAAUUUGCACGUAAUGUUUGUAAGAUGACAGAUUCAGAUUCUGAAGAAUUUAAUCCAAAAGCCACUAACCAAGUCAUAAUUAAUAUGCCAGAAAUUUCUACAACCUGCUUAGGUGGUACCAUGAGACUAGGUUUAAGACCAACAGUCUUUCAACCAAAAACAGAAUUGUGGUCAAAAAUGCGCAAAUUGUAUGAAAUUAUGAACGUGACAGAGAUUGAUACUGGUAUUGUGCAAGAACGUCAUCGUCAUCGUUAUGAAGUUAAUCCUAAAUACGUUAAAAAUUUUGAAUCAUGGGGAUUAAACUUCAUUGGACAAUAUCUUAGCAGACCGCUUAAACCCUCACCAGCAUUCCUUGGUUUUGUGUCAGCAUCGGCGGGAUUGACAAUUGAAUCAUCAUUCAAAAAUUAA